Messenger RNA from Musa acuminata AAA Group (dessert banana), 1517 nucleotides. RefSeq lists its product as uncharacterized. Gene Ontology annotation, biological process: rRNA 5'-end processing. Lineage: Eukaryota; Viridiplantae; Streptophyta; Magnoliopsida; Zingiberales; Musaceae. The transcript is spliced from 9 exons. Bases 21 to 707 code for a protein of 228 amino acids. The record is from RefSeq and is a predicted model, not a curated record.
AAUAGAAAUUGGAACGGCCGAUGGGAACUAUGGCAGCGCCGCCUCGUCCUCCCAUCGGAACCUUAUCAUCUUCCUACAGCUCUCUCCGUUUUGGUGGAAAGAUCGGGGUUCGCGUUAGGGUCAGUGCCAGGUCUUCGGCUUCUUCCUCCGCGACCGGUGAGGAGUUCCUCCCCAAUGCUCGCCGACGGAAGAUCGACCCUACCUGGUGCGGCGGAGGAUUCAGCCUCGGCGUCGAUCUGGGCGCCUCUCGGACUGGCCUGGCUCUCGGCAAAGGCUACUCUCCGCGGCCCCUUACCGUGUUGGAGCUAACGGGUCAGAAGCUCGAGUUGCGCCUGCUUGAUAUUGCCGAAAAGGAGGAGGUCGAUGAGUUCAUUAUUGGGCUUCCGAAAUCUCACGACGGAAAGGAGACGGCACAAUCAAACAAGGUUCGUAGCAUCGCAGGAAGGCUCGCAGUACGGGCCGCCGAGAGAGGUUGGAGAGUUUUUUUGCAGGAUGAACAUGGCACUACAUUAGAUGCCCUUGAUUAUAUGAUAGACAUGGGCCUAAAAAGGUCUGCUCGCCAAGGGAAGAUUGAUGCCUACUCUGCCAUGAUGGUCCUGGAGAGAUAUUUCUCUAUGUCAGGUCUAGGAACUGAACUUGUUCUUCCUAAGCAGUUGGAAUUACAUGAAAAACUUCGAAAGGGUCCCUGCAGAGAUCUGGAUUUCUGAACAUACGACACACAACAGUGAAAAAUCAACCCUUUCCUUUUUUAUAUCUAAUUGUGGACUGGAUAUGCGGAGAGCUGAAGUGAAUCUUUUACUUGACGGGGAUCUAUUUGUGUGCAGUGCAUGUUGCACAAACUGCUGACGCGUUCCAACUGAUAUGCAGGGUUAAUGAUACCAUUGAUCUGAAGCUCUCUCUAAUCUGUAAGAUCACUCCAAUUUGACAUUCGUAUGUCGAGCGAACAUUUGUCUCAGGAAGCACAGUCGCUGGGAUAACGAAACUGGAUGCAGAGGCGUCGAUUCUCCCAGUCUAGGAAAGAAGGCCUCCCGUUCGAGUAAGCUGUGCAAGGCGCUCACCACUCUCGCCAGCGAUGCCCACACCACCGGAGCACAGCAGAAGGCGUACCCAAGCAAUACCAGAACCCUGGUGAUGCCAUCCGAGUACCAAGGGAACGCCAUCACAAACAGGGAACCCGAUAUCGCCAACAACAGCGCGAGUACCGGAAGAGCUGGGAGUAGGAAGACGCCGGUCACGAUCGAGCACAGCGCAGCUGCUCCGAGCAGGUAGAGCGGCCAGCCCAGAAGCGGAUGCACCGUUCGCGGGACGAGGAAGAAGGGCACGACGUGUGCCACAAAUAUGGACCACAGAGCUGCCACCUUCACCAUGAUGUGCAGGAAGGAGAUGCUCUUCUCCGAUCGCCGGUUGUAGCAGAGCCUCAACAAGCCCGGCCGUGCUAGCCGCGUGACCACCAUGAUUCCCAGAUAUAUCGCCGCCUGGAUCAGCAUCGCCGGCGCCUCCGCCCCGUAUCUGCUCAU